Molecule: messenger RNA, 1009 nt
Organism: Drosophila takahashii
Lineage: Eukaryota; Metazoa; Arthropoda; Insecta; Diptera; Drosophilidae
Product: chymotrypsin-2
Biological process (GO): proteolysis
Molecular function (GO): serine-type endopeptidase activity
Source: RefSeq, a predicted model, not a curated record
UUUUUAGUUUCGAUUGUACCGUGCAUAUACCAAUAUAUACCAUGCGAACCAGAUGGAACUUUACGGGACUGCUGGCCCUAGCUCUUCUGGCUCUUCAGGAGCCCACAGAAGCAUCCAUGCGGAUGCGAGGCGAAUCACUUCCGGGAUUGGCCAAUGCAGAGAAGCGUCGCUCCAGCGAGUCUGUGCCCCAAGGUCGUGUGGCAGGCGGCACCACCUCCACCGAGGGCAAUUGGCCGUGGAUUGUGACCCUCCAGAAUAUCUACUCGUAUCACCUGUGCGGCGGCAUCAUCAUUGACCCCAAUUGGGUGGGCACAGCGGCCAGUUGUGUAGCUGGUUUGAGAUCCAGCAGGUUGCUGGUGGUCACAGGAACCUCGGAUUGGUGGGACCUAUAUGCCCCCUACUACACCGUGGAUCAGAUCCAUGUGCACUGCAACUUCGACAAGCCGCUGUAUCACAACGAUAUAGCCCUCUUGCACUUGGCCACGCCCAUCGAGUUUAAUGAUGUGACCACGAACAUAACGCUGGCGGAUAUCGAUGAUCUGCAGGAGGGCGAGAAGUUGACCUUCGCGGGCUGGGGCAGCACAGAGGCCAUGGGCACCUACGGUCGCUAUCUGCAGGAGUCAUCGGGCACCUAUCUUCCGAAUGCCGACUGCCAGGAGAAAUUACAAAACUACGACGAUGUGGAUCUGGGUCAUGUCUGCGUCCAAAUGGACGAGGGCAAGGGCGCCUGUCAUGGGGACACCGGCGGACCGCUCAUCGAUGAACAGCAGCGCCUCGUGGGCAUUGGCAAUUGGGGCGUGCCCUGCGGUCGUGGCUAUCCGGAUGUGUAUGCGCGAAUUUCGUUCUACCACGAUUGGAUCCGCACCACCAUGAACGGGUGUACAAUCGGCUAGACGUUGGCCAUUUCUUAUCGGUGCACUGAGGGAAAUAUGAUGUACCCAGCUGGCGAUGGAUUUAUUAAUAUGUAUAUCGAGAAUAACGAUUAAAUGUGAUUUUAUCAUUUGGCAAU